Mucor mucedo is the source of this 2408-nucleotide messenger RNA. RefSeq lists its product as uncharacterized. The record is from RefSeq and is a predicted model, not a curated record. The transcript has 7 exons. The coding region runs from base 342 to 2357 and encodes 671 amino acids. NCBI's taxonomy places the organism in Eukaryota, Fungi, Mucoromycota, Mucoromycetes, Mucorales, Mucoraceae. Gene Ontology annotation, molecular function: ATP-dependent protein folding chaperone; ATP binding.
CAAGCAGCUUCUACUGAAUCACUAAGUUCCGUUACAGCAAUUUCUGACAACCUCACGCUGGGCUCAAUAAAUCUGGAAACUAAAUUUGAAGAUUACUUGAUGGAAAAUAUGGCAAAACUGAAUUUGAAUGUUUCGGUGAUUGCUCAAUUCGUCGAUGCGUUCUCCGAACAAGUCCAGUAUGCAUUUUACAUGGACUAUCCAGAAGAGGUCGCUAUCUCACAAAAUGAUGCCAAUGGGAAUAUCAUCGAAUUCACUUACGAAGAACUCAAUAGAAUUGUCUUCAAGGAAUUUAUUGAAAACAUAACAGAAUACAUAUUAAAUGUUGAUAAAACUCACGGUCAAUGCAAGCUAUUUCUUUCUGGAAAAUUCCCUACUACAACGGAGAACAAGUACAUAUAUCAAAAACAGUCUUAGACGAAUCCACCAAAAGUUUUAACAGAAAUGAUGCUUACGACUUUAUUAUCGGAAUUGAUUUCGGUACAAGUUAUUCUGGCUGCUCGUAUGUUCAACUCAAGGAUAAGCAUGGCAAACCUAUGGCUACAGAAAAUAUUAAGACUAUAAAAGAGAAUUGGCCAGGAGACAAUCUACUUAAGUUUGGAAAGACUCCAACAUUGUUAACGUACGAUAAAAAGAUGAAGCCGAAAUAUUGGGGUGAAAAAGCAAGACUUCAAAGCAAUCAGCACAAAGAUCUCAAUCUUCUGCAAAAUUUUAAAUUAUUUUUAUGUCCAGAAUCUUUGGAAAACUUCUAUGGUAAAAAUCAAGAUCUGGAAGAAAUGAAGGAGCAAGGGGGUUUCGCUGAUAUUGAGACCCCAAAGAAAGGGAACAAAAAUGAAGUGUUUGUAGUACAAGUCAUUGCAGAUUAUCUGAAGCUCUUUAAAAAACAUGUUGUUGAGUAUAUCGUCACCAAAGAAAUGAAUGAAAACUUUAAUGUUUUCACCAGGGCAAAGCUUUUAAAAAAAUACAAGAUAAGAUAUGUAAUCACAGUACCUGCAAUGUGGAACGCAUCAGCUCGAAAUACCAUGGUACAGGCCGCCAUUGAAGCUACAAUGAUAAAAAAAGAUGAAAUAGACCAGCUUCUUAUAAUCAGUGAACCUGAGGCAGCAGCAUUGUACUGUGAGAAGAGAUUUUCCACAUACUUUCGAGAAAGCGACAUAAAUGAUACCAACUUUAUUAUGUGUGAUGCUGGCGGAGAAACAGUAGAUUCAGUUAUUUUUAAUUUAAAAACCAAUGAAAGAAAUGAGCCAAUGCUUUGUCAAAUUGAUGAUGGUGUUGGUGAUAUGUGCGGCUCAAAGUAUCUCGAUGUAAGGUUUAAAAACUAUAUCUGUGAAUUUUAUAAAGGCGUUGGAGUAAAUAUAGACAAAGAAAAUGUCCUUCUUGAUGAUGUUAUGCGGACUUUUGUAACAAAGCACAAGCCUGAUUUCAUGCCUAAUUGUCAAGGCGAUAGUUAUUUUGAUAUUGAUUUGCCUGGGAAGAUUGCUAUAAACUUUCCCAAUAAUAAUAGCUACAGAAUGGUUAAUGGGAACAAGACUCUUAAAAUGAAGAACAGGGAUAUGAAAGAGAAAAUAUUCGACCCUGUUGUUGAUCGUAUCCUUGCCCUGAUUGAUGAACAAAUUAGGCAGGCAAAAAAACGACAUAGAAAAAUUGAUGCUAUCUUGAUGGUUGGUGGCUUUUCCCAAUCCAGAUACCUGCAGCAGCGCAUUAAAGACCAAUAUAGAUACGUGUGUGCUGUCAGCAUCCCUUUCGAAGGUGUCACGGCUAUUUCUAACGGUGCUGUAUCUUAUGCCUUGAAUCCACGUUUGAUAACAAAAAGAACUGCCGGACAUUCCUUAGGCUUAUUGGUACUGGCACCUCUUAAAAAAGGUCUGGCGAAUUCACAUAAGAGAAAAGUGAAAGGCCCUGACGGAGAGGAGAAUUUUGAAAAAGAUCGAUUAGAAUAUUUUGUAACAAGGGGCCAGCAAUUAGAAGACGAGCGAAGAGUGUAUAAGAAAGAUGUAUAUGUUGUAUACCCCAAUGAUGCAGUAAUAGCAAUUUUUUCUUGUGACUCUGAGGAAAAUGCUAAUAACAGAUACCUUACAAUGAACCAUACUAAGAUAGUUGAAGCCAAAAUUAUUAUGCCAUCAAUGGUUGGGAUAGAUGGGAAAUUAAUUCACUUCACAAUUAGUCUCCAGAUAAAGCAUAUUGGAGUUAGUGUUAUUAUUGAAUGUCAAGAUCAGCUAAUUAAUGCAGAAGUACAGAAGAUCACCAGAAAUCAAAGGUCUUCUCUUAAAAUUGUGCCCAAGUGUAGCCUAAAUAAGGCCCGUUCCAAACACCCUUUAAUUUCAUAUGAUUUGGUACAAAACGGGCUAUCUACUGUCUGAUAUCAGAGAGAACAGAAAACAAUAAUAGGUUACGUCGUUUAAAUAAGUUUU